Molecule: messenger RNA, 2042 nt
Organism: Solea solea (common sole)
Lineage: Eukaryota; Metazoa; Chordata; Actinopteri; Pleuronectiformes; Soleidae
Gene: mcur1
Product: mitochondrial calcium uniporter regulator 1
Exons: 9
Coding region: 76-975 (299 amino acids)
Biological process (GO): calcium import into the mitochondrion; positive regulation of mitochondrial calcium ion concentration
Cellular component (GO): mitochondrion; mitochondrial inner membrane
Source: RefSeq, a predicted model, not a curated record
UGACAGUUUUCGUCAGACGGAAGUGAAGUACUGUCUGCCGAGCCGACAGGACGUCUACGGCCGCAGGACGUCACCAUGGUAUUGAAACAAUGUCAUUCAAGAAUAAAACCUUUUAUUUUCAAACACCCGGAAAAGAAAUGGUGUGAGCCUUGUGCUUUUAGUCGGGACUUAGUGAGUAGCUCUCUGCCGACCGUGUCGACCUUGACAGCCGUAAACGCAUCACCGUGUUCGGGUUGCGAGGAGUCGCGGACUCAAGGAGCAUCUGGACGAAGGAGCUUAUAUCUUUCUGCUGGAACACAUGUAUCUGUCAGAGAGCUGAGUACCUCCACCAGAACCUUCCAGUAUGACGUGAAAACAAACAAACUGAACUCUGAUGUUCGGAAACUGUUUUUCGACACCCAUGCGGUGGUUCGACUCCUUGAGGAAAAUGGUUUCACAACCAUGCAAGCUGAAGUGAUAGUGAAAGUGUUGGUGAAGAUGACCAACUCCAACAUGGAUAUCAUCUAUAACGACAUGGUGACAAAAGUGCAGCAGGAGAGAAUGUUGCAGCAUGUGAUGUCUCAGAUAGCUGCUGUGAGGAAAGACAUGAUCAUCCUCGAAAAGAGUGAGUUCUCUGCUCUGCUGGCGGAGAAUGAGAAACUCAAGAUCCAGUUGCUGCAGCUCAAGGUCCAACUUUCUGAUAUAAUAAAUAAAAUGCGCUCAGACAAUAUCUUGGACAUGAAUAUUGAGAAAAGCCGUGUAAAGGAACUGAAAGCCCAGCAUGAGAGGAAGCUCCUGGAAACACGAAGUGAAAUUAUGGAAAUGACUGCAGAGCAUGAUCGUCAUUUGACUCAGACCAACAUGAGAAUAGAUACUGAAGUGGCUGGUUUGAAAACCAUGUUAGAGUCUCAUAAACUAGACACUAUAAAAUACCUCGCAGGUUCAGUGUUCACUUGUCUCACCGUGGUCAUGGGUUUCUAUCGUAUUUGGAUGUGAACUGUUGUCAGUACACAGGAACAUGAGUAUUCCGCUGAAGGCUUCCUCAUGUCAGCUGAUGUUUUGACCUGCCACUCAGCACUAGUGCCGUCACGGGACAGCGCACCUUCCUUGAACCCUGACCUCACAUACAGUAGCUUUAGCCUGCCUGUAUCACCCACCCUCACCAAAACCAGUGGGCUGCAAUUAUGACUUUCAAAAGAAAUUUCGGUGUCUCCUCUGAAUAUGCAGAGCCCAAGUUCAGCCCAAGAACUAAGCGGCUGCAGUAGUAUGUGGAUUUUAACAUAUUAAAGACAUUUAGAUGUGUUUAGGUAUCUAAAUAAUGUUGACCUUAAUUGAUUUGGUUUUAUUUUGGAGUUAUUGCUCAUUUAGUGCAUGUUUUAAAAAUCAAAGUCAUUAAACUGGUUUACUUGAUUUACUUGUGAUUUCAAAUUACGGAACUAUAAUUAAUGCAAUUGAUGGUGUUAUAUUAGUAUAAAUAAUAGUCAAGCUCUGGCUGCUUCAAGGUGGAGAACAUUUUGCUUAGGCCCCACAAAGUAUGAGUAUGUCAACUUUUAGAGACCAACUCUCUGUCACAUCUGACCUGACUUUUUUGCAUUUCAUUGAUCAGAAUUUUUGUUUGCACUGAAAUCUCUGGAAUUGUGUUUUGUUUUUGUUUUUUUGACUGAGAGGUCAUAGGUGAGGAUGGAUGAUUCCACCAUGUUUCCAAUCUCUGUUGCUCACACAAACAGUCACACAGUAAAAUAAGUUAUUUUAACCUGCUGGAACAUUAAUGAUUAGGGGACCAUAUACACUUUUUAAAUACUGGAAAGUGCAAUUAAACCUUUUUACUUUUGUGUAAAUAUUUUUUAUGUUUAUAAUGUAGCUUAAAAUAUAGUAAGUAUAUUUAUAUAGCUCAUUAAAUUCAGGAGGAGUUGAGCCAAAGUGCUUUUCAAAAACAAAGGAUGAGAAAUGCAUAGGCCUGGAACUCAGAAGGAAUGCAACUAUACUAUAUUCAACUUGUAUGAAAUAGGAUUCUUGGACUGAUAUUACUUGAAUAAACUGAAUUGUCACUGAAUGUAAAUCUA